Schizophyllum commune H4-8 is the source of this 540-nucleotide messenger RNA. RefSeq lists its product as uncharacterized. The coding region runs from base 1 to 540 and encodes 179 amino acids. The transcript is spliced from 2 exons. Lineage: Eukaryota; Fungi; Basidiomycota; Agaricomycetes; Agaricales; Schizophyllaceae. The record is from RefSeq and is a predicted model, not a curated record.
AUGCAGCCAACCUCCACGCGCGAUACGCAGCCAACUUCCUCGCACUAUGAUCAGCCAACCUCCACGCACUAUGAUCAGCCAACCUCCACGCACUAUGAUCAGCCAACCUCCACGCGCGAUACGCAGCCAACCUCCACGCGCGACACGCAGACAACCUCCACGCGCGACACGCAGACAACCUGCUCAUGCGGACCCGACUUCAGUGCCGACCAAAUCCUUCGACAACAGCACCAUGUCCCCGCCAACUCGGCCCGUCCCCCUUCCCUCUCCACGUUAGCCCAUUCCCGGCACGAUAGCCCUUCCCUCUCCACGAUAGCCCAUUCCCGGCACGAUUACCUGCAGGAAACACUCGACGUGCUGUCCGACGAGACGCUCUACCUGCCGUUCACCGAGAUGCGCAAUGCGCUGGCCGACGAGAUGCUCAACAUGCUGUACGACGAGACACUCAACGAGCCGACUAACGGUGCAACCAUCGUCUGUCCGCUGGCGGAAGCACUGCCCCCCUGGUGCUUGUUGGUGCACCGUCGCCGUUGCGCCUGA